Electrophorus electricus (electric eel) is the source of this 1447-nucleotide messenger RNA. It is a transcript of the gene rdh12, whose product is annotated as retinol dehydrogenase 12. NCBI's taxonomy places the organism in Eukaryota, Metazoa, Chordata, Actinopteri, Gymnotiformes, Gymnotidae. The record is from RefSeq and is a predicted model, not a curated record.
CACAGUUCAGAGCAGCAGGCAGUCGGUUUAUUAGACAUUCAAAACCCUGGCGUUUAUAUCUGUUAUAAUGCUGCUCGUUGUAGUCGUGGCUGGUUUUGGAGUCGUCGCGCUAAUACUAAGACUGCUGUCCCCGCACAUCAGGAAAUACGCGGCAGGUGGUGCAUGUCUCUCUACAGCGCGCUUGGAUGGGAAAACGGUAUUAAUUACUGGAGCGAACACUGGCAUCGGGAAAGAGACAGCACUGGACCUGGCCUCUCGGGGUGCACGGGUAAUCCUGGCCUGUCGGGACGUGGCGAAGGGUGAGGAGUCGGCGGCGGAGAUCUGCACGCAGGUGGGUGGUGCUCAGGUGGAGGUGCGCGAGCUGGACCUGGCCGACACGUGCUCGAUCCGGGCCUUCGCUCAGAGAUUCCUACGAGAGGUGAAUCAUCUCGACAUUUUGAUAAACAAUGCAGGAGUGAUGAUGUGUCCAUAUAUGAAAACCGUGGACGGGUUUGAAAUGCAGCUGGGAGUCAAUCACCUUGGUCACUUCCUGUUGACCUACCUCCUGAUUGGUCUGCUGAAGCGCAGCGCGCCCGCCCGUGUGGUGGUGGUUUCCUCCCUGGCGCAUUACUUUGGCUGGAUUCGCUUCCACGACCUGCACAGCCAGGGCAGCUACAACAGCGGACUGGCCUACUGUCAGAGCAAACUCGCCAACAUCCUCUUCACACGCGAGCUGGCCCGCAGGCUAAAAGGCUCGAACGUGACGGUGAACUCGGUGCACCCGGGCUCGGUGAGGUCCGAGCUGACUCGUCACUCGGCAACCAUGUCGCUGCUCUUCGCACUUUUCUCUGCCUUCCUGAAGACGGCUCGAGAGGGAGCGCAGACAUCAAUCUACUGCGCUACGGCGGAGGAGCUGCACUCUAUCUCAGGAACACACUUUAGCGAUUGCGCGCCAGCCUCCGUUGCUCCUCAGGGUCGCUGCGAGGAGACCGCACGGAGACUGUGGGACGUCAGCUGUGAGCUCCUGGGCAUCGAAUGGGACUGAGGCCAGCACCACCCAUCCCUCCAUCCGGGACCCCACCCACAGCCCUUUUACCCCGUCUCAUCACAAAUCUUUCCAUUUACACCCCAACCCCCCCCCGGGCUCCCUGAUUAGACACUCCCACUGCCAAUGCCUCACCCCACUGACCCUCCCCCAUUAUGUUGCACCAUUCCGCCGAACUCCUCCUUCCACGCGUCCGCCAACCUGCUGCAGAGCGCCACUGAACAGAACCGUACUCAGGCUUGCGGUUCCGUCUGGUGCUGGGCUGCGUUUUGCCUCUCAUUUGGUUUGUUCCCUGGAGGUGUGAAUGUGGCUUUGUCGUUCCCAUGCCAAACAGCCCACACUACAGCUGACAAGGACUAUGCUAAGGUUUUUAUACAGAAGCAAACAAGCCUUUUUACUACUGUUGCAUUCAUGUCCAGAGAG